AUGGGGAAAAAGGAUAGGCAGCGCAAGAAACUGCGUGAAUUCGCCAAAUUAAAGAACAGGCAACAGAAAUUGCAGAACAGUGUGCAGAAUUUGAAAAAUGAGGUUCAACGGGAGGUUGGCGAGUCAGAAAAUCCAAAUCCAAUUGCUAUCGAAAACGAUAAAAGUGAAGAAAAUAAAGAAAAUACUCCAUUACUAUUAACUUCCAGUGAACGGAGGGAAGACGAUGGUUCAAAGCCGCUCGAUAUUGAUACGUUUGAUACGCGUCCUUUUCAAGAACGCUCCAAGAGUGGUAAUCCGGUUCAAGCUGAGGGUGAUGACAUGGAAGGAAAAUCUGAGGACAAGGCUGAUCAAGAUCAUCAUAAGUUUCUCUCACAGGACGAGUCAGGUACGAAGUCUCCUUUACAAAACUCUAUGAUAGAUUUCAGCGACAGAUCAAUUUCCCCACUGCAAAGCAUUACCAGCGAUCAUACUCAGAUGAGCGAACGUGAACUGCCAGGGUCCUCUACAAAUUCAUUGGAAGGAAAUGGGGACAUACACGUGGCACAGUCGGAGAGCGAAAGGCCAACUAGUAAAACUUUAGCCACAGCUACAUCAGCUCCCGCAGUACCAGUUAGUAGGGCCGAGAUAAGUCCAUAUGGAUAUGGCUCUAUAUCGCAGACCAUUGAAGAUGUGGAAGAUGAAACGGAUCCCUCUUAUAUUGCGAGUACAUCGUCUGAUGCAUUUGUGCAUCAGGAGACUAGAAGACGGAUCUUUUCAUCCUGCAUGUGUACUUAUUUAUUCUUUAUUGCUAUGGACAGUUCUAUCCUCCUGGUGAUUGUUUCCAAAAUUGCGUCUGAGUUCCAUGAACUAUGGAGAUUAUCGUUGAUUGUCUCAGUGUACCUCUUGAGUAAUGCGAUCGGGCAACUGUUGUUUUUGAAACUAUCUAUAAUAUCUAGUGUAAAAUUGUUAUUGUGCAUGGCUCAAUUCAGUUUUAUCCUCGGCAGUUAUUUAUCUUGGAGUUCUUCUCAUUUCUGGACCUUUAUCUUUGCCCGUUUUGUUGCUGGAUUCGGAAGUGGUUCUUUGAUAGCGCUUAAAAGUACUAUAAUGAAUCGUUUUUCUCAAAAGAAUGAAAGCAGAUACUCAUUGAGUGCUUCCGUGAUAAUAUUCUCCCUCGGUGUAGCAAUUGGACCCUUUGUGGUAGGCCUCUUUGAUUCUUCUCAUGGUAGUGGAUGGAAAAAUGCCUUUUUAAUUCCCGUGCCAUUUUGCCUUGUGAAUGCUUCUAUCAUGUUAGCAGACAUAUACUCUGUCAAGGAUAAUUUACAUCAUGAAGGUUCGACAUUUACUUUAUGGAAAAGAGUCAAGAAGAUUCUAUUAAGUCCUGAUUUAUAUGAAAUCUUGACCCUAACGCUAUUCUUACUCUGUUUCGUCCAAGUGACUACAUUGGAUUUGACAGAAUUAGAGCAUCGUACAAUGAUUCAAUGGGUACUAUUCUCUGUGAUCCUCAUAUGUGGAGUAUUAUUUUGGUUGAUAGAGGCAAAUGAUACUUACAUGAAUUCUGUCAUUUCAAUGUCAUUACAAGGAGACAAACGUUUGAUAUGGACAGUGACGGGAAUUUCGUUUUGUUUUUCCGCAUUAAUGUGCAUCAUCCCAUUCGGAACAACUUAUUUCACCAUUGUUCUGAACCUAAACACUUUACAAAUCGCGGAAAGAUUGCUUCCAUUCUUUUUUUCCAUUGUGAUUGGCUAUUUCAGCGUUUGUUAUUUUUGGAAAUCCAAAAAGCAGAAUUAUCUGCUAAAAUUUGUUUUGAGUGGAGUCACUUUGAUAUUAUACAUUACGCUUAUGGGAGUAGGCUUGAGUUUACCAGUAUGGAAGCAAUACGUCUGUUUGUCUUUACCAUUUCUGGGUUCCUCUAUGCUACUGACCUUACUUUCAAGUCUUUACCAUGAGUAUCAUGAGCAAAGGAAAUCGCUUAACAGCGGCUCUAUUGUGUAUUGCUUCGGUGCCAUAGGGGGUACAAUUGGCAUUUCCCUGGGUGGUUAUGUUUUCCACAAGACACUCACAAAAAGUUUGCAUGAAGAGGUGAUGAAGUUUAGCAAGCAAGGUUAUCUGAAGAAGGACCUCCUUAAAAUCAUCAAGCACGCCACGGAAUCUUCAGAUUGGGUGCACGAAUCAGCACCUAAAUUUAUUUUCAAAACUUUGAUAGAGUGCUACUUACAAGCAUGUCGGAACGUGUUCAAGCUUUCUGCCGUAUUUUUUACGAUUAUGGUUAUAUCAAUGUUUUUCUUUAACAAAAUCAAUUGA
Saccharomyces kudriavzevii IFO 1802 is the source of this 2280-nucleotide messenger RNA. RefSeq names its product Vba4p (gene VBA4). Gene Ontology annotation, biological process: transmembrane transport; basic amino acid transport. The transcript has a single exon. Gene Ontology annotation, cellular component: fungal-type vacuole membrane. The record is from RefSeq and is a predicted model, not a curated record. Gene Ontology annotation, molecular function: basic amino acid transmembrane transporter activity. The coding region runs from base 1 to 2280 and encodes 759 amino acids. Lineage: Eukaryota; Fungi; Ascomycota; Saccharomycetes; Saccharomycetales; Saccharomycetaceae.